Messenger RNA from Tarenaya hassleriana, 678 nucleotides. RefSeq lists its product as uncharacterized. The transcript is spliced from 2 exons. Bases 1 to 678 code for a protein of 225 amino acids. Gene Ontology annotation, molecular function: RNA-DNA hybrid ribonuclease activity; nucleic acid binding. The record is from RefSeq and is a predicted model, not a curated record. NCBI's taxonomy places the organism in Eukaryota, Viridiplantae, Streptophyta, Magnoliopsida, Brassicales, Cleomaceae.
AUGGACCUUUAUUCAGUUGCUCGUCGGAUAUUUGAAGGAGUUCAGAUGAACCCAGCUAUCAACAACACAUUACUGGUUCUCAUUCCCAAGGUGCAGAAUCCUGAAUCCAUUUUCCAAUUCAGACCUAUUAGCCUCUGUAAUGUGGCACACAAAGUCCUAACCAAGGUCAUAGCCAACCGUCUAAAACCCUUGUUGCCUGAUCUUAUCGGUCCUGAACAGAAUAGUUUCAUACGUGUGGCAGGUAGCAACAACGCUAGAUCAGUCCACCUCAUCCUAAACUUCUCAGAACAGAUUCAGAAAGCAUCCAAGGUCAGUGAUCCUUCAACUAGGAAGCGAGCUAGAAUUGUCAGGCACAUAGCAUUGUCUCAUCCCCCAUCGGACACCGUGAAACUGAACUCGGAUGGAAGUGUCAUGAUUAAUCCAGACUCAGCUGCGAGCGGAGGACUUAUCAGAGAUCAAAUGGGGAAUUGGCUGGUUGGUUUCAAGGCUAAUCUUGGUACCUGCUCCAUUUUCAGAGCCGAAGCUUGGGGUGUGCUCCUUGGUUUACGAUUGGCCUGGAACCGAGGGUGGAGGAAGGUGAGGGUCGAGGUGGACAACCAGGCCUUAGUUUCAACAAUCCAACGAUCAGAUUAUGAAUACACAGUUGAUGGAACAAUAUUGAGGGAGAUAAAAAUCUAA